Molecule: messenger RNA, 1857 nt
Organism: Emiliania huxleyi CCMP1516
Lineage: Eukaryota; Haptophyta; Isochrysidales; Noelaerhabdaceae
Exons: 5
Coding region: 1-1857 (618 amino acids)
Cellular component (GO): nucleolus; nucleus
Source: RefSeq, a predicted model, not a curated record
AUGCGCCUCCGCGACUGGGUCUGCGCGGGCUGCCACGCGAUCAACCUCGGCCAGCGCCAGUCCUGCUUCUCGUGCGGUGCUGUCAAGUGUGCCAACGCACGUGCUGCCACUCGUCAAGUCACAGAAAUCGACGAAGCCGGCCCUCCGCCGCGGAUGACUGACACAUCGGCUGCCGGGCUUCAUCUCGCGUCGACCGACGCCGCCUGCAAUGUCGAAGGCACCAGGCCGGCAGCCUACUACGCAGAGGCUGCAGCGCGGAGAGGCGGCUUCAAGCCCGAGAGCUUCCGCGUCCGCGCGAGUGAGGCGGCGCGGCGAGCGGCAGCCGAGGCGCAGCGGGCGGAGGAGCGGCGCGAGCGGCAGAGGCGGCGCGAGGCUACCGGCGACGCGCGGAGUCGGGGCGUCAAGACUAGCGGAGCGGAGAGUGACCAGCCGCUCGGUGAGCUGCUCGCCUCGCGGGACGAAGUGGACACCCUCUCCGCCUCGCUACGACGUACCAGCCGGCAAGCGGCGGCGAUGCCCUCGCUCGCGGACGAGAUCGCGGACCUGCUCAACCCCGCGCCGCGCGAUGUCGACGGCGACCAGGACGGCGACGGCUACCUCACCGCUGCGGAGCGGCCGUCGCUGCUCACCGACUCUGAGCGGGCCUCGGCGGCGGCGCCUGCCGGCGGGAGGCGGAUGCGCGGUGCCGGCAUCCAGAUGAGCGCGGCGGAGGCGGCGCGGUACGCCGGCCGCAAGGUGAGUCGCGACAAGCUCUUUGGCCGCUCAGCGCUGCGGCGGCCGCGGCAGCAGGCGGCGGCAGAGGAGGAGGGCGGCCCGGAAGACGGAGCCUUUGUGGACGACGGCGAGGAGGACGCCGACGGCGACGAGGAGGGCGACCCUAUGCUGUACGACAUGCGCAGCGACGACGACGGCGGUGGCGGCGGCGACGAGGAGGAGGACGAGGAGGGCGAGGAGGACGAGGAGGGCGGCAGCGGAGAGGAGGAGAGCGGAGAGGACAGUGGCGGCGAGGAGGAGAGCGGCGAGGAGGGCGGUGAGCUAUCCAGCGGCGAGGAGGGCGCCAGCGACGACGGCGACGGCGCGCGCGGAGACGACGGCAGCGGAGACGGCGGCGGCGACAGCGACGGCGGCGGCGGCGGCGACGGCGACGGCGCGCGGCGGCGGCGGCGGCGGCGAGGGGAGGAGGGCGGCGGCAGUUUGUAUGCAGAGUGGGCUCAGCUGGCGGAGGGGGAGAGCUCGCUGCUGCAGCAGCUGCAGGCCUCGCGGGCCGACGAGGCGGAGGCUGCGGAGCACACCCGCAGGCGACAGACGACCAUCCCGCAGCCGCUGAGUGAUGAGUCGACGCUGCGCGCGCAGCGCGCGCACACCCUGGCCGAGCCGGUCCUGGGGUUGCGAGAGGGCGGCGUUGCGGGGGCGGUGGGCGAAGUGUACGACGAUGCGCCGUUCUACCACUCGCUGCUGCGGUCGCUACUCGAGGAGGGGGGUGCCGCCCUCGCCGCCGCCGCCGCGCCGAAGCUCAAGCGCACCAAGCGCAAGGCGGAGUCGCGCCAGUCCAAGGGGCGACGACUCUCGUAUGAGGUACAGCCGCCGCUGCAAAACUUCAUGUUUCCGGUGGUGCCCGAGCGCCCCGUCAUCCUGGGCGAGCUCUUCUCGUCUGUCUUCGGGAGGCGCCCGCCGUCUGCGCCCGAGGAGGAGGGGGGCGAUUCUGCCGCCCUCGACCCCGGCGCGACGCGGCGACAGGGCGCCAAGCGGCAGCGUGGCGGCGCGGGCGGCACCGCCGCGGACGCCUCCGUCGCGAUUCGCCACGGCGUUGCCGCGGCGGAGGAGGAGUUUGAGGGCGCGAACCUCUUCCUGAGAUGA